GAGCUGGAGUUCGGAGAGAUGGCUGUGAUCACCGCGCUGCACGCGCUGCUGCUGCCCCUCCUCACCGCCCGCGCAGUUAUAGGAUUUGGAAUAGACCCAGAUUUGGAAAUCGACAUCAUCGCUGAACUGGACUUGGCAAAUGCCACUCAUGGACUAAGACAGACCACCGGCCUGCACAACAACAGCAAAGCCUUCGCGUUUCGAGAUGCACAGAGAGCUAUCCACGCUCCAUCACGGGUUACCGACCGAGUGCUGGAGCUGUUCAGGAGCAAGAGCGAGUUCACCUUCGUGGCCUCCAUCCAGCAGAAAGCGUCCACCUCCGGAGUGCUCUUCUCCAUCCACGAGGCCGAGCACAGUUAUUUUGAGCUGGAGAGCAGCGGCCUUCGGGAGGAAAUCCGCUACCAUUACCGCCACAACGGAAAACCGCGCUCAGAGACCUUCCCGUACAGACUGGCCGACGGUCAGUGGCACAAAAUCGCCCUGACCAUCAGCGCCUCUCACCUGCUGCUCCAUGUGGACUGUAACAGGAUAUAUGAGAGAGUGAUAGACCCUCCUCAGAUGGACUUGACUGCAGGCAGUGGGGUUUGGCUCGGGCAGCACAGUCACAGGCAUGGCCUCUUUAAGGGCAUCAUGCAAGAUGUCAAAUUUGUUUUCGCACCGAAUGGUUACAUCAUGCAGUGUCCCAACCUCAAUCGCACUUGCCCGACCUGCAGUGAUUUCCUCAGCCUGGUGCAGGGCAUCAUGGACCUGCAGGAGCUUCUGGCCAAAAUGACCUUAAAGUUGAACUAUGCAGAGUCCAGGCUGAGUCAGUUGGAGGGGUGUCACUGUGAGCGGACCUGCAGCGUGAACACCGUGGUUUAUCGUGAUAAAGAGAUCUGGACGGAACCAGAGAACUGCAGAACCUGCUCCUGCAUGAACGGAGUGGUUGAGUGUCGGAGAAUAUUCUGUCCACCUGCCAACUGUUCUGAGGAGUUCCUGCCUGUGCAUGUGGAGGGGAUGUGCUGUAAGAAGUGCAGACCUAAAUGCUCCUACCUGGACCGGACGCUCUCGGAAGGUCAGCGCACUCUGCUGCAGGGCUGCAAAGAAUGCAAGAAUGGUCUGAUGGUUCCAGUGACAGAAAGCUGCCCAAGUCUUAACUGCUCAGUGAAGGAGCAGAUUUUGCCGGAGAACAGGUGUUGCAACGUCUGCAGAGGUCAUGAUUUCUGUGCGGAGGGAAUGAUCUGUGGAGAAAACUCUGUUUGCAAAAACUGGAAUAACAAGGCGGAGUGCGAGUGCAAGAGCGGGUACGCAUCGAUCCACGGGGACUCCACGUACUGCGAAGAUAUAGAUGAGUGUUCCACACAGAUGCAUUACUGCCAGACCAACACAGUGUGUGUGAACCUGCCGGGUGGGCAUCGCUGUGACUGCCUGCCAGGAUUCACCAGAGUGGAUGACUUCUCUUGCACAGAGCAUGAUGAGUGUGCCGGUGGGCAGAGCCUGUGUGAUGAAAGCGCCAUCUGCACCAACACCAUCCACGGACACCUGUGCACCUGCAAACCAGGUUACCUGGGUAACGGCACCAUCUGCAGAGCGUUCUGUGAGGAGGGCUGUCGCAGUGGGGGGACGUGUGUAUCCCCCAACACCUGUGUGUGUCCAUCAGGCUUUACAGGACGUCUCUGUGAGACAGACAUUGAUGAGUGUGCUGAAGGUUUGAUUCAGUGCCAUAACAGCUCACGCUGUGUGAACCUGCCCGGCUGGUACCACUGCCAGUGUCGCAGCGGUUUCCACGACAACGGAUCUUACCUGCUCGAUGGGAGCUCGUGUGUGGAUGUAGAUGAGUGUGCGACACAGACACACACAUGCUGGAAUGACUCUGUGUGUGUGAACCUGCUGGGAGCGUUUGACUGUGUGUGCAUCGCCGGCCCAGAAUGCACUGGGGACUGUGUUCAGGAUGACGGUCUGAAACAUAACGGGCAGGAGUGGAACCUUAACCAGGAUACCUGCUCAGUCUGCACCUGCAAGGAUGGACGGGUGUUCUGCAGGAGGAGAGAGUGUGAGUGUGAUGACCCAGCGGUGGAUCUGCUCUGUUGUCCGGAGUGUGACUCGCGUCAGAGCAGCCAGUGUUUACACCAGAGUGGACACACACUGUACCGCAGCGGAGACUCCUGGGUUUAUAACUGCCAGCAGUGCAGAUGCCUGGAGGGUGAGGUGGACUGCUGGCCCUUGUCGUGUCCGGUGUUGCCGUGUGAGUACACGGCGGUGUUGGACGGAGAGUGCUGCCCCCGCUGUGUUUCUGACCCCUGCCUGGCCGAUAACUUUGCCUUUGACAUUAGGCAGACGUGCCGUGACCCAAUGGGCAUCACCCGCCUGAGCGGCGCUGUCUGGACCACGCCUGCUGCCCCCUGCACCACCUGCACAUGCAAGAACGGCAGCAUCUGCUGCUCAGUGGAGCUGGACUGCCUCCAGAACAACUAGCCAGCAUUUCCUCCUCUUUUUUUGUUUUAUUUUUUAUUGGAUCUCUUCGUACCUCCUGGACUCUACGGAUUAUCAGAAGCCUCGGGAGAAUUAUUUAAUUUUUUCUCCCCUCCAAUCCCACUCUUAGCUCCAAGAUUACCCCAAAUCCCUCCUUAUCCGCAUUGUUUUUUUUUUUUGUUGCGUUUUUGUUUUUUCCUCCCAUUUUGAACCGUUUCUUUUGAAGCACAUGGGGACAGACUUUUGCCAAAGGCUUUGCGGGAGCAGAGGCAGUGGCCUUUGAACUAAAUCACUAAGACUGAAGAGAAAUCUUAUUAUGCCAGGAGUCCCACAGGCAUCCACGCCACUCUCCACGUCUGUGUGUGUGUGUGUGUGUGUGUGUGUGUGUGUGUGUUGUGUCCUAAAAUCAGGGACAUGGCUCUCUGCACAAGCCGAGCAGCACUGUUGGACUGUGAACUGUCAGUGAGAUUUGUACAAUAGCCAUCGUCUCGUCCAAAACAAAGCAGUAUGUUUUUCACUU
Astyanax mexicanus (Mexican tetra) is the source of this 2971-nucleotide messenger RNA. Its product is annotated as protein kinase C-binding protein NELL1-like. Gene Ontology annotation, molecular function: protein binding; calcium ion binding. The record is from RefSeq and is a predicted model, not a curated record. The transcript is spliced from 20 exons. Bases 19 to 2454 code for a protein of 811 amino acids. NCBI's taxonomy places the organism in Eukaryota, Metazoa, Chordata, Actinopteri, Characiformes, Acestrorhamphidae.